Daldinia loculata is the source of this 1553-nucleotide messenger RNA. Its product is annotated as SGNH hydrolase. The transcript has a single exon. Gene Ontology annotation, molecular function: hydrolase activity, acting on ester bonds. Bases 245 to 1054 code for a protein of 269 amino acids. The record is from RefSeq and is a predicted model, not a curated record. Lineage: Eukaryota; Fungi; Ascomycota; Sordariomycetes; Xylariales; Hypoxylaceae.
UCUUACAUACGCAACCUCCCGAUAUCUACUCUCGCCCACCCGGCCGGCCUUGGCUAAGAGAGGGGGACCUGAUCGAUAUACCAAACUGUCGUGAUAACUAUAACAGCAGACUGCAAACAGCCAGCGUUGUAACCCCUAACCCUGAUCCUGUGUAACAACUCCGGUUUCCCAUCUUACCUAGCAGAUCUAUAACCUCUUUAUCCCUCUCCUCUUAUAUAUUCCCCACCACUCCACCACCACCACCAUGCCCCUCCACAUAGCCAGCCUGGGCUCCUCCUUCGCCGCCGGCCCUAGCAUCCCGCCAUGCGUAGACGAGGCAGCCGGGCGCUCCGGGGCAAACUUCGCGUGCCUGGUAGCUAAGCGCGCCGGCGCCCAGCUCACGGACCUAGCAGUCUCCGGCGCCGUCCUGCCUAACAUAACAACGGAGCCCCAGGAUCGCGGCGGCUGCCUGUUCCCGCCGCAGAUUGACGGGUUACCGGCCGACGCGGACGUGGUGUUCGUGCUCGGCGGCGGCAACGACAUCGGGUACAUCGGGGGACUAUUCGAGGACACGCUAAGCGCAUCCUGGCUGGGCACUUUUGUCAAGCGCGUGCGCGGGACGGGCGGCGCGCCUCUCGCCACUACCGUUCUUGACGUUGCGGGGCUAGCCGCUAGGUAUGGGGGCGUCCUGGAUGCGAUCCACGAGAAGGCGCCCAAGGCCAAGGUCCUAGUCGUCGAGUACCUAACGAUGCUAGGGACGCACACGCGAGCAGGCACAGACGUGCCGUUCGGUGAGGAGAGAGUCGCGCACCACCGCGCCGUGUGCGAGCGGCUCCUAGAAGCGACGGCCAAGGCGGUCGAAGGCCGCGAGGCCUGGGCCGAGGUGGUUCCCGUGGGCGCGGCGAGCGAGGACCAUGCUAUCGGGGCGCCGGAGCCCUGGGUCUCGGGGUUCACGUGGAAGCUGUUCUACGCGGGCGGCGCGUACCAUCCGCGGGCCGAGGGCAUGAAGGCUGUUGCCGAUAUACUGUAUAAGAAGCUAGUCGACCUGGGAAUAGUGGAAGACGGCGAGCUAUGAAGGCGCGGUGGUGAGAAGGGUUGGAAAUAAAUUUGACCGGAUCAGUUCGGAUAGAUUUUAAGAACUUGGACGCGACGGAACGAAACGAAAUGAAACGAUUCUGCUCCCGUGGAUGAACGUUGGCUUCUAGAAGACUGCUAUGCUAUGCUAUCUUGUGUAGGAUAGAAGAGUCUUGGGGUUUUCACAUAGCCUACCGGUACCUUAGGUAGUUGGCGUUUACUAGGUCUAGACUUAAGAAGGUGAAACUGAGUAUUUCAUCCAACGUUUAUUCUUAGCCGAGUUGGAUCUCGAAUACAUGGAAGGGUUUAUGUACGGAGUAUUCCUAGAUGCAGAGUACUCGUUCUACCACACUACCUGCCUACGGAAUGUAUGAAGCCUACAUAUAUAAAGGAAUGGGUUUAUGCUGGUCCUAUCCUAUAUAGGCUCUAUAAUAAGGACUGUAACCUUAGAUUAUAUUAUGGAAGCGUUUAAAUAGUUCCUUAGGCAACCACUCUGCCAU